AUGGAAGGCAAAUUAAAUUAUCGUUUAAAUGAAUUGAAACGAGCUAGGAAACUAUCUCAAGAUGAUUAUGAUUAUAUCAAAUGUACUGGAUCUCGAUGUGCUGUAUUUUUCGCUCUACCAAAAGUGCAUAAGAUUGGCUUUCCACUAAGAUCAAUUAUUUCUACAACAAAUAGUUAUAAUUAUAAAUUAGCUAAAUAUCUUACUAGUCUACUUGAACGUGCAAGAUCCAAACCACCAUCCUACAUUAAAGAUUCAUUUCAAUUUGCAAAAUUGAUUCAACAGAAGAAAGUAAAUAAAAAUGAAUUAAUGUUAAGCUUAGAUGUUGAAUCAUUAUUCACCAACGUAGAUGUAAACGAAGCAAUUGAAUUAGCAAUAAAAAUAAUAAUGGAUAAAAAGAAAAGUGAGAAAAAUUUUACAAAACUGACUUCUAAAGAUCUUAGAAAAUUAUUUCAGCUUGCCGUCACUGACACACCGUUUCGUUUCUACAGACGGGCGGAGUCUCAAUGGGCAGUCCGUUGGCACCCGUCCUUGCAGAUAUCUUCAUGA
Molecule: messenger RNA, 546 nt
Organism: Didymodactylos carnosus
Lineage: Eukaryota; Metazoa; Rotifera; Eurotatoria; Philodinida; Philodinidae
Source: the annotation of a GenBank genome assembly